GGGAGAGGGAGGCAAAGCGAAGAACAACGGCAUUGCGUUUGCUGUUUACUGCCAUUUUCUUCUUCUACUCUCUUUCUCCAGAAACGCAUUCUCGAAGGACAGUAUUGUGAAGCGUAAAGAAUACAGAGACAGAAAAAGGCUUCGAAGCGGAAGAAACGGCAUGAUUUCAGUGAAAUCGUGUUGGUUCCAAAGCUUCGUGGUAGCACAUUUGGUAAAACGUUGCCCGUGAAGGAUUUCUUGGGCAGGUUUAGACAAUUGAGACCAUUACCUUACGUAAGCUUUCCAGGAGAGGAAAGAAAACGAAGGAAAAUUUGGUGAUCUGUUUGUGAGUUUAAAGAUAGAUAUGGGGACAAUGAGUGAGGAGGUGGAAGUUCAGGAACAGGGGUUAAGUGGACACGAAGAGAAAAUUUUUGUUUCGGUUAGAUUAAGGCCUUUGAAAGAGAAAGACAGAGCGAGGCACAGUGUAUCUGAUUGGGAAUGCAUUAACAAUGACACCAUUGUUUUCAAGAAUAGCUUGCCCGAACGCUCCAUGUUCCCUGCCGCCUAUACAUUUGACAGAGUAUUUGGUUGUGACACCCAUACAAGGCAAGUGUACGGGGAAGGAGCUAAACAGAUUGCACUUUCAGUGCUCAGCGGUAUCAAUUCAACCAUAUUUGCAUAUGGGCAAACAAGCAGUGGAAAGACAUAUACAAUGAGUGGAAUCACUGAAUAUGCAGUAGCAGAUAUAUAUGACUACAUAGAGAUGCAUGAAGAGAGAGAAUUUUUGGUGAAAUUCUCUGCCAUGGAGAUAUAUAAUGAAGCUGUCAGAGACCUCCUUAGCUCUGACAGUACCCCACUCAGACUCCUAGAUGAUCCAGAGAGGGGAACUGUUGUGGAGAAACUUACUGAGGAGACUCCCAGAGACAGGGACCAUCUUCAGGAGCUCCUUUCAAUCUGUGAAGCUCAAAGGCAGAUAGGAGAGACCUCUUUAAAUGAAACUAGCUCCAGAUCACAUCAGAUUUUGCGGCUGACUGUUGAAAGCUCUGCUCGUGAUUAUGCUGGAGCUGAAAAUUCAAGCAUGCUUGCAGCUUCUGUGAAUUUUGUUGAUUUAGCAGGAAGCGAGCGUGCUUCUCAGACCUUAUCUGCUGGUGCAAGAUUGAAAGAGGGCUGCCACAUAAAUAGGAGUUUGCUAACCCUUGGAACCGUGAUUCGCAAAUUAAGCAAGGGAAGAAAUGCACAUGUUCCUUACAGAGACUCUAAGCUGACACGCAUACUCCAGAAUUCCUUAGGAGGCAAUGCGAGAACAGCCAUCAUUUGCACUAUGAAUCCUGCACGCAGUCAUGUUGAGCAAUCGAGAAACACUCUCUUGUUUGCAAGCUGUGCUAAAGAGGUGACAACAAAUGCACACGUCAAUUUAGUUAUGUCAGACAAAGCAUUGGUAAAGCAAUUACAAAGAGAGUUGGCUAGACUCGAGAAUGAAAUGAAGACCUUAGGAUCAGCUUCAAACAAACGUGAUACUGCUAUAAUGCUGAGAGAGAAAGAGCUGCUCAUCGGGCAGAUGGCCAAAGAGAUAGAAGAAUUGACUCGGCAACGUGAUCUUGCUCAAUCUCGAGUUGAGAAUUUGCUACUGUCAGUAAGAGAAGUUCAAAUGUUAAAGCAAGGUGGAUAUUCAUCACCAAAAUUAUCAGAAGUGGCCAAAGUUCCGUAUAUGGUUGAUUACAACAAACAUAGGAAUGCUGGUGUAACUAGUGUGCCGAGCUCCUACAACCAAUAUCUAGGGCUUCCUGAGAACUCCGAAGAGUAUUUUCUGCUUGAUGGCAGCACUCCGAAGUUUGUUGGGCCUGAUCCGUGCAAAGGUUGGGAGGAGAUUGCUCAUAGAACGAAUGAACAAUUUGAUGAUAACUGCAAGGAAGUUCGAUGCAUUGAAAUCGAAGACGCGAGCAUUAAGAUGAAUGAAAAAGCAGAAGUUUCCUCUUUGAGUCUGGACAAUAAUGAAGGAAAAUUAGCCAUGGAAGACGCAAUAGUCAAGGAAACUGAAACUGAUGAGUUGUCAAUUGACCCUGAGGAACAGGAAAGAAAAUCAGCCAUGACAGAGACCGUUCUCAAGGAAAUAGAAGCUGAUGGUUUAUCAAUUGCUCCUGAGGAAAAGGUUGGAAAAGUACCCAAGACAGAGGUCAUUCCCAAGAAAACAGGAGAUGGGGAAUUCCUGACUGUUCCUGAGGAUAUUGAAGGAAAAUUAACCAUGAUGGAGUCAAGUAUGGAUAAAUUGGAAGCUGAUGGCUUCUCCACUGACCCGGAGGAAAAUCAAGGAAAAUUAGACAUAGCUAGAGCCGUGAACGAAAAUUUAUUACCAAUCGCACAAAAGGAAAAUUUGCAAUCAACUCCUCUGUAUAGAGAUGAAACUUACAAGGCUUUGAAACAAAAAAUUGAGGAAUUGCAAAGGACCGUUAAAUUUCUUGUCAGAAUUCAUCAUCUAGAGCAGUCGCCUUGUUUCUCAGACGCAUCUAGCUCUAGUACCUCGAGCAUGACCAGAAGCAGAAGCUGCAGGGCGGUUCUCGCAACUGUGCCAUCUUCACCUUGCUUUGAGAAGGCACAACAGAAUGAAAGCACAUCCCGUUCCACUGGGUUUGACAAGGACUUCUUUGAAAGACCAAGAGGCCUAGACCAAAAGCUUUCUGGACUUAACUAUGACAACAGAAAUGGAACUAUGUCCAGAAAAAAUUCUCAAACUUCUCUUAGCAGUGCUUCUGGGGAUGCACAAAGUCUGAAAGAUUCAGAUGUUGAAGACAAUUGUAGUGUAAUUGAUUUUCUUCCACGACCAGAGAAGUCAUUUAGCAAUGAUUUUGUGAGAAGAAGAACUGCCUCCUCCCCUGAUUUUGUUGCAGGUGGUAUUGAAACGAAACUACAGUCAGAAAAGCAAAUUGGUAACAAUACGGCUCAGGAAACCACAGAUAAGACUGAUAAUUCCGGGGGAAAAAUGGAGGAUGCCAUGCAACUGCCCUCUAGUUGGGCCUCAGAAUUUGAAAAGCAGCAGAGAAAGAUUAUUCAACUUUGGGAUGCAUGCAGUGUACCAUUAAUCCACAGAACAUAUUUCAUCCUGCUUUUCAAAGGUGAUCCUUCCGAUUCUGUGUAUAUGGAGGUAGAGCUACGAAGGUUGUCUUUUAUAAAGAACUCAAUGUCAUCCGGAACAAAUGCUCGGACAAAUACUCCUCUUGACACAACGUCUUCAAGUGUGAAGGAUUUGAUUCGUGAGAGGGGAAUGCUGAGCAAGCAAAUACAGAAGAAGUUCUCAGGAAAGCAGAGGGAAGAACUCUUCAAGAAGUGGGGUAUUGGGUUGGACACAAAGCAGAGGAGUUUACAGCUGGCACGCCGUGUUUGGACAGACACCAAUGACAUGGGCCAUGUCAAGGAGAGUGCUGCCUUAGUGGCUAAGUUGUUCGGGUUUGUCGAACCUAGCCGAGCUCCCAAGGAGAUAGUUGGACUCAGCAUCCUGCCCCGAUCCAUAACACGAAGAUCCUACAGCUGGAAGCACGGCAUUCCUCCCCUGUUAUAGGGUUGUUGAAGUUUUAGAGAAUUAUCUAGGUUGGAUCUAUUUGCAGGGUUGGAAUCUUCCCAUUUUAACCUCCUGAACGUAAAUCCGAAGGUGUGUGAAGUUAACCAGACUUUAGUAGCAGAUUCGAUUUGAUUUCUUUCUUUGCUCAUUGUAUUUGAGGUACCAAAGAUUUAAUAAUGGAAUGAUGGAAUUUUUCCAUAAACUUAAGGUGAACGACUUCUCUCAUGAUUCAAAAAUGAAAUGCUCUGUUUCUGUCAAAUAAUAACACUAAAAAAUAACUAUGGCAAAAAGCAGAGUUUGGCAUUCACAUGGGAGCUUUGCUAUGCUUACAUCAUCUAUGAUUUGAAGACAGAUCCUUCAGUAAUUUUCCAGCCUG
Messenger RNA from Theobroma umbraticum, 3908 nucleotides. The record is from RefSeq and is a predicted model, not a curated record. Lineage: Eukaryota; Viridiplantae; Streptophyta; Magnoliopsida; Malvales; Malvaceae.